Messenger RNA from Cornus florida, 901 nucleotides. RefSeq lists its product as uncharacterized. The record is from RefSeq and is a predicted model, not a curated record. The transcript has 4 exons. Bases 148 to 639 code for a protein of 163 amino acids. NCBI's taxonomy places the organism in Eukaryota, Viridiplantae, Streptophyta, Magnoliopsida, Cornales, Cornaceae. Gene Ontology annotation, molecular function: cysteine-type endopeptidase inhibitor activity.
AGAUCUCUAAUGCUACGCGGUCUCAUAUAAAUGAGCUGAGAUUAAAUAUACAUAACACGCGUAGAUCUGCUUGUUUAUAUCCGUCCAGCUCCCCGCAGGUUUUGGUUGUUAGGGUGUCCUUUUUAUCAACAAAAUCGUCGAGUAACUAUGGCUUCUUCGGGCUCUAGUGGUGGUUCUGGCUCUUCUGAAGAACACGAAGCAUCAGUGAAUCAAGCAAAACCAAAUUUUUCUAGAAAAAUUUAUGACAUCGAACACCUCGAUCCGGAAGUCGAAGAAGCUGUACGCAAGUACCGAAAACAGAUUGCGGCUAGCGAAGGGUUUGAUUGUGAUGAUUAUCCUCCUGAUAUCGGUGAGGUGGGUUAUAUUGUACCGUAUCUCAUGCCCAACAGAGAGUUUCGUAAUACUAAAAAUAUGAAUGAACUCAUCAACUCCUCGAUGAUAGCAAUGAUUGACUACAAUGAGAAACAUGAUACAAAUUUCAAGUUUGUGAAGGUGUUGAAGGCAAAUUCGCUGGUUGUUCAGGGUGUCAUUUUUUAUAUUACCUUUGAGGCUAAGGGUGAUGACAAUGAUGCUGAUGAGGGUGAGACUGAAAUGUUUCAAGCUAAGGUGUAUUUUGGGAAUUGGGACGGUAGAGCCUGAGCUCAUGAUGUGCAGGCUCAGACCUAAACAGGCAAGUGAAUGCAGUAGAGCUCUUUGCAAGUGAAUGCAGUGGAGUUGUUUGAAGCAGUUUAAAGCAAUUAACAUGAUUGUUAAUCGUUUCGCUCUGUUGCUGUAGUCGUACUGGGACUUGGUAUUUCUUAUCAGUAGUUUAGAUAAUUAUACCAUGUUGGAUUACUUUAUAAUCUCUGGUUAUUUUAUAAUACAUGAGUGGCAAAACUUUGGACUUUGUAUUUUGUGUAGG